Molecule: messenger RNA, 922 nt
Organism: Plectropomus leopardus (leopard coralgrouper)
Lineage: Eukaryota; Metazoa; Chordata; Actinopteri; Perciformes; Serranidae
Source: RefSeq, a predicted model, not a curated record
AUACUUGAUAAAUUGUUGGACAGGGAAAGUCAGACCCACAAGCCCCAAACUCUAAGCUCCUUCUACUCCAGCAAGCCAGCUGCUAGCAGCCAGCGCAGCCCGUCCAAACACACUGCCGCCAGUCAGAGUGGGGUGAGCGGGGCUGCUGGGGGUGUCUCCAAACACACACCCUCAUCUUCAUCUGCAACCACUUUGCCAGCCUCUUCUUCUAGCUCAUCCUCUGCUGCGGCAGUGGCUGGUGAUGAGGUGGCACAACAGGCUGAUCUUAACCGAAUACAGAACAGUUCAGCAGGAGAGAGCACUGCUGAGAACAGGGAGCAUGUGUCAGAUGGUCCUUCGUUAUCAAAUAACCAGCAGAAUGAAACUGCUCCAUUUAAGCUCGAGGCCACAGUGCCCAGUCGUCUGGCACUGGGGGCACGCUGUGGAUACAGCCAGCGCUGCUGGGGCUCACCUGUCCGGCAGAAGAAGAAACACACUGGCAUGGCAAGUAUUGACAGCAGUGCCCCAGAGACAACCUCAGACAGUUCCCCCACACUCAGCCGGCGGCCGCUCCGGGGCGGCUGGGCAGCAACAUCUUGGGGGCGGGGCCAGGACAGUGACAGCAUCAGCAGUUCAUCCUCUGAUUCACUCGGCUCCUCCUCCUCCAGCGGCUCUCGCAGGGCGGGGGGCGGGGCCAGGGCUAAGAACACCGACACCAGCAGGUAAGCACAGACUUCCUCUUCAUCAGCUUACUAAGACAUAUAAAGGUACACUAGCCAUGUUACUAGAAUUACCCACAACAUAUUGAAUUGAAAUAUAAAGCCUGACUGCUGACAGAAGUCUACUUGGGACCUCAUCAGACAUCACACAAGUCAACUGCCUGUCAAGCCUUGGUCACUAGCUGGGUAUUUUAUGAAGGAGGCUGAAGCUGGAUUUACACAAG